AUGGCCAUAGACCAAGAGGAAGGCGUCGAGACAGGCUCUGUGGAGAAAGACCUUGAUAGAACCGAUCCAGACUCUCCCUCAGAUGCAGAGUCACCCCUUCCCAGCAGAACGCACACAGCCAUCACGAAGGAACCCGACAUAACAACCACCGCAGCACCACCUUCAAACACCGAAGACAUCCUCAAACUGCCCCACCGCGGCCGUCAAGAAUCACACGCAACCCGCGCAACCUCGCACUCUUCCCGCUCGUCCCAGGACUCCCAACGCACAGUCUCCGAAAACCACUACGACCACCAAAUUCCACCCCAUCACACUCGCUCACGUAGCUGCGCCCAAUCCAGCGCCCCUUCAGUGCGCCCAACCGCCAUCAAAGUCCCCAAAUCCGAGCGCCGCGGCCUCCUCGCCCGGUUCUGCGUGAUUGACGAAGUAACCAACGCCUGGGACUACACGAAGCGCAUGAAAUGGAUUGUCACAGCAAUCGUCGCGUUAGCAGGUGCAGCCGCACCCAUGGGUUCCUCCAUCGUGCUGCCGGCGCUUAUCGAUAUUGCUGCGGACUUCAACAGUACAGCCACGAUAGUAAAUUUGAGCGUGGCGAUGUACAUGCUGUCCAUGUCAAUUUUUCCGUUAUGGUGGAGUUCUUUUAGCGAGACGCUGGGGCGGAGGACGAUUUACGUUGUCAGUUUCUUCUUGUUCUUGGUUUUCAACAUUCUGGGGGCGGUCAGUACGAGUAUUGGGAUGUUUGUGGUUAUGAGGGUACUGAGUGGUGGAGCGGCGGCGAGUGUGCAGGCUGUUGGCGCGGGGACCAUUGCAGAUGUGUGGGAGACGAAGGAGAGGGGCAGAGCCAUGGGAAUGUUCUAUCUGGGACCGCUGUGCGGACCUCUUCUCUCGCCAAUCCUGGGUGGUGUACUGGCGCAAACGCUGGGUUGGAGAUCUGCCCAGUGGUUCCUGGCCAUAUUCGCUGGUCUUUUAUGGAUCUUCGUCGUUCUUUGCUUGCCAGAGACCUUGCGGAAGCGCAGAUCCCUAGCAGCUGAGGCCGAGCAACAAGCUGCCAUGGCCGAGGAAGUUUUCGAUGAGAAGGGCAACCCGAGACCUACGCUGAAUCGGACGACUACGACACAAUCAGUGCACAUCAAGACGAAGAAGUAUCUGGUGAUGGCGAGGCGAGUCUUCAUUGAUCCACUCCGGAUCGUGCUCUAUCUGCAAUUUCCUGCCGUGGCGAUCUUGGUGUUGUACGCGUCAGUGGCAUUCGGUGCACUGUACAUCCUUAAUGUCAGCGUGCAACAGACCUUCUCGGCGGCUCCUUAUCACUACGGCAGUAUCAUUGUCGGUUGCCUUUACAUACCAAACAGCGCGGGCUACUUCCUCUCGAGCGUGUUCGGCGGCAGGUGGGUCGAUCGCAUCAUGCAUCGCGAAGCUAGAAAAGCCGGUCGUUACGACGAAAAAGGGCGGCUGCAAUUCAUUCCGGAAGACAGGAUGAAAGAAAACGCGUGGUUGGGCGCUAUCGUCUUUCCGUGUGCUCUGUUCGCUUACGGUUGGUUUGCAGAGAAGGGGAUCAAUGUUGCUGCGCCAUUGGUAGCAAACUUCUUCUUUGGCAUAGGAUCGAUGCUGAUCUUCGCGCUGGUGACGACCAUGCUCACGGAGUUCAUGCCAAGGAAAGCUUCGAGUGGCAUAGCCCUCAACAACUUCGUGAGGAACAUCUUCUCCUGCGUAGGAUCAGUAGUGACCGAGCCACUGAUAGUUGCCAUCGGCAAUAGAUGGCUCUUCCUAGGACUGGGAGUCGUAGCGAUCGUGGCUGGAUGUCUCACCAUUUGGGCCAUGAAGCGAUUUGGUCCACAAUGGAGGAUAUCAAUGGAUAAGCGCAUCGAAAAGGCGAUGGGCGAUUGA
Messenger RNA from Fulvia fulva, 1884 nucleotides. RefSeq names its product MFS transporter OpS2. Bases 1 to 1884 code for a protein of 627 amino acids. The record is from RefSeq and is a predicted model, not a curated record. Gene Ontology annotation, molecular function: polyamine transmembrane transporter activity. The transcript is spliced from 2 exons. NCBI's taxonomy places the organism in Eukaryota, Fungi, Ascomycota, Dothideomycetes, Mycosphaerellales, Mycosphaerellaceae. Gene Ontology annotation, biological process: transmembrane transport; intracellular polyamine homeostasis.